Molecule: messenger RNA, 3420 nt
Organism: Electrophorus electricus (electric eel)
Lineage: Eukaryota; Metazoa; Chordata; Actinopteri; Gymnotiformes; Gymnotidae
Product: endonuclease domain-containing 1 protein-like
Molecular function (GO): hydrolase activity; metal ion binding; nucleic acid binding
Source: RefSeq, a predicted model, not a curated record
UAAUGGAGGAGGAGGGUGCACGGAUGAACAUUUAACGAGUCAAGGCCGUACAACCGCACUUCUGCAGAGAUCUGUCCGGUACAAGAACUCGUUACUCUCGAGUGUUUAAAAAUGCGCUCUUUUACGUUUAUUUUGCCGCUCCGAAGCGAAUUAUUAAGUAUUUGUGGCGGGGAUGUUGGCGAUUUCUCGCCCUGUUUAAAUUAUUUCUGCCGAGCUUGGCCUCCUCGAGGCAUCUCAGGAAUUCCGAUCUGUCAACGCUAUGAGAACCGAUAUCACUUCGCGACACUGUACAGUCAUGAGCGUCGCACGCCAUGGUUUUCGGCGUACGUCUACUCGCCGCCAAAGGACAAGAGACCCAAGAGCGUCUGGAAAUAUGAACCACAGUUGGCUAACUCUCAUUCGGACGGCAACAUGGUCCCGUUCCCACCACUGCCGGAAAAAGUGGACCAGAAUGUAGUGGAGAGCCAAGCCAUGCAGCAGGACUACAUCAACUCCACCUACACACGCGGGCACCUGAGCCCGAGCCUGCACCACAGGGAUAGUGAGAGUCGGAAUGCCACCUUCACCCUCACCAACAUUGUGCCGCAGAGGGCCGGCUCCAAUGAUGGUCCCUGGGCCAGGCUAGAGGCCAAAGUCAGCAAGAGCCUGGCAGCGCACUGUCUGGGCGACGCCCAUGUGGUGACAGGGGUGAUCCCGUACAUGAGCGAGCGUUGGCUGAAGGAUGAGAACAGGGUGGCUGUACCUGAGUACCUGUGGUCAGCAUACUGCUGCUGGAACUAUACGCAGGACCUCCCUAAGAGCCUGGCGAACAUGUACCCAUCGUUCGCUGCCAUCGGGAGGAAUGACCCUGACAGCUCAGAGGAGAUCGUGCCGGUUGACCGAUGCCGGAAGAAGGCCGAGCUCGGCUAUGACGUGCGGACCAUGGCCCUGUCCGCCCUGGAAAUGUACCUGACGCAGAGGUAUGGAGUGCCGGUUGGCGUCUUCCACAAGCAAUGCACCAGAUCAGAACCUUCUGGCAGAAGCUGGGAACCUGUCUAAAGGACCGAUGCUGAUCUUUAAUAUUUCAGGAAUGUUUGAAAUAACAAUAGCAGGUGUAAACAAGGUGCUAUUUUAUUGAAAAUGAGCCAAAAUGAUCAAUGUUACACUUUAAUCAAAGUUCCAUCUUAAAUCAAAUAUGCAUUUUUAAAAUUAACCAUUUUUUCUUCCUCCAGCAUGGGAAUUUUAGAAUAGUUUUUAAAAUGUUUUACAUACAGAGUAUCUAGUUAGAGAGAAGACUUGAUUUAACUAGAAAAUCACUAGGAUAGUAAAUGUUGAUGUUGGGGAAAAAAAACUGAAAUUGGGAUCAAGAUCUAAAUAACAUUUUAUAGAUAAACUUAACCAUGUGAUUUAAUCUUAAAGCUACAACACUGAUCUAAUAGGUUACUGUGCAACACCACGCAGAGUUUCAUUACAGUACUAGUCAAACGCUGACAUAAUGUACAAGAAUUUUAAGCAUUAAAUUAACUAGUGAACAUAAAAUUACAUGUUUGUUAGAGAUCUGAGCUAACAUAUAAAAGCCUUCUGAAAAUACUAAUGGUCAAAAUUAAAUUGCUUGUCAAGAUUAUAUGCGUAGAUGUAGAACUGUAUUAGCUAAAUAAUGGUGGUUCUAUGGUAUCAGCAUUAGCUGGGAGCAUUUGUUUAAAAAAUUAAGCCAAAAUUGUAUAAUAAUUAUGUUUAUGGAAGUAUAGCAAGUAGAACAACUUGUCACAUUCACGUAUAAGUUGUAGCGUCAUAAGUUUACAUAUUGUUGUUCAGAAUGAGGCUUUUAUUUUGAAUAGUCCCAAUAGUCCCAUACUAUCAGCAUUCCUAUACCUAGUAAUUUUGUUUCUCUCAAUUUCAUUUGUGGUAUUGCUUACAUGACUCAUGACAUAUAUUAAUAAACAAACUCCUUGAAUUCACUUGAAUCUGGAAUUUAAAUUAAUUUAGGAGUAAUAUAGACUAAUAUAGUCUUUUAGGCAGGACUCAUCUCUGGAAGUUUGGAUGUUUGGUAAUAUAGCUUUCUUUGUUUGUUCGUUCAUAUCCCCAUUUAUUUUGGAUUACUUUGGGCAACAUAAAGAAAUCAAUUACUGGUCUUUUUUUAAAUUUCCAGGUCAUUGCUAGUGCUGCAUAUAUCAACAUAAAGUGAUCAAGAAAAGCCAAUCAUAAUCCAGCCUUAAACAGCCUUGAGUACAAAACAUGAUACGAUACCACACAAUAUACAUCAAGCAAGAACCACUGCUACAAAGCAUAUUUGAUUAUAAAUCACUCAUACAAAUAUUUUUGCCAGUUUAACUGUACUUACGAUUUUCUCUUGGGUAAGAACGAAAUGUAUUCAUGGAUGGAUUCAUGGAUUGAAUCAGAUUAAAAAGCACUUGUUUUUAAAUACAUUUAUUUAUAGAAAUUAUAAAUAUAGUACAUGCGCCUCCAAUGUUAACAGUGAUACUGUAACCUCAAUACAAUGUAUUGGAAAGAAAAGAAGCAGAGCCCAGAAGAAGCAGCUUCCUGCUUUAUUGCCAAAGCAUUUUCCUUUGGAUAUGCCAUAACAAUAAAAGUACUUUUCUUUUAUAAGUACACCAGAAAUGUCCCUCUUCCAGUCUAGAUUACCCAGCAUUCAGGAACAAAUGGAAGUCAACUCCAAACAAGUGUUCCCUGGAUCUUACACUGAGAUACAUUCUGAGGAUGCAGAGACAUACUUUAUUAUUACCUCUUUUUAGUCAUCGUACCCCUACUAUGCAGGAAAAUAAGACCUGCCAGCAACCUAAGCAGUAUGUUACAGAUAACUUGGCUUGUUUGUUAUUGCUUAAAUGCUGCUUUUUGAUAAAAACUUUAGACAUUGGACACUCUGGCAUGUUCCUCUUUUCCAAUGGCAGCAGCAUUCAGUUACUAAUAUAUUGUGUUUGCACCUUUUACACAAGCAGAAUGUGUGUUAUGCAUCAGUCCCUGUCCCUUUAUUCUGACUUCUUUACAGAUUAUGUGAUUACUUUUGCAAUAUUGUUGCAAUGAAAUGUUAGUGGCAGAAAAUAAUAUUAACUCAAGUUGUACUCAGUCAUAAUUAUAAGUCGCUUUGGAUAAAAGCAUCAGCUAAAUACCAUAAAUGUACAUGUAAAUGUAAACUUGUGUUCUGCUACUACAGUUAAUGGGGGUGGGGGCGUAUUCCUAAUCCUGGGCCCCUCAUGUCUUUUUCUUCGUUAUUUCUUGGUGCUGUCACACACAAUUCAAGCUAUCAGCUAAUUGGCAGAAAUUUUAGCAAUGGAAUCAUAUAUGAAAACAGACACCGUGCAGUUGGGGGGGUUGUCAACAUGUGAGUGUUGAGAUUGUAGGUCCAAAUUGUUGUAUUUAUAAAUAAAUGUUGGAGAAUUUAUUAAAAUUGAUUGUUUAAAUAAACCAAUCAACAAUAAUAUG